Messenger RNA from Elephantulus edwardii (Cape elephant shrew), 5172 nucleotides. It is a transcript of the gene SIPA1L2, whose product is annotated as signal-induced proliferation-associated 1 like 2. NCBI's taxonomy places the organism in Eukaryota, Metazoa, Chordata, Mammalia, Macroscelidea, Macroscelididae. The record is from RefSeq and is a predicted model, not a curated record. Gene Ontology annotation, molecular function: protein binding; GTPase activator activity. The transcript has 21 exons. The coding region runs from base 1 to 5172 and encodes 1723 amino acids. Gene Ontology annotation, cellular component: cytoplasm. Gene Ontology annotation, biological process: regulation of small GTPase mediated signal transduction; activation of GTPase activity.
AUGAGUGACCCAAGGCAGGCACAGGAAGACAAGCACAAGCUUGGCAGAGCCGCUUCCAAAUUCAAGGAUCCACCCAGAAUCAUGCAGUCCGACGAUUAUUUUGCUCGGAAAUUUAAAGCCAUUAAUGGCAACCUGGGACCUCCUACUUCUUUAAAUGCCUCAAAUUCCACUGAGAGUGGUGGUCCAGCUAAUGGUACCCCAGUGGUGCCCAAGAUGGGUGUAAGAGCGAGAGUGUCUGAAUGGCCUCCUAAGAAGGACUGCUCCAAGGAGCUGGCCUCCAAGGGCCUGUGGGAGAGCCAUUCCCAGACAAGUUACGAGAGCAUCGCCGCUGCCAUGCAGAAUGGCCAGAGUGACCAGGCCGAUGCUCAGCAUGAGGACCAGCUUGAUCUGGAGUUUGUGGAGGCGAAAUACACCAUCGGGGACAUCUUUGUACAUUCUCCUCAACGAGGCCUCCACCCCAUCAGACAAAGAAGCAAUAGCGACGUGACCAUCAGUGACAUUGAUGCUGAGGAUGUCCUUGACCAGAAUGCCGUGAACCCCAACACGGGGGCCGCCUUGCACCGGGAGUAUGGCAGCACGUCAUCCAUCGACCGCCAGGGCCUGUCCGGCGACAGCUUUUUCGCCAUGCUCAGAGGCUACCGUGUAGAGAACUAUGACCCAAAGAUGAUGGUCCCCUUCGGCGUCCCUGACUUCCUCCCCUGCGACCCUGCCAUCUCUCCCAGCCUGCAUGCUGCAGCACAGAUUUCCCGAGGGGAGUUUGUCCGCAUUUCAGGACUGGACUACGUGGACAGUGCCCUCCUCAUGCGUGGAGACCGUGACAAGCCCUUCAAGUGGAGGCUCAAGUCCGAGUCGGUGGAAACAUCCCUUUUCCGGAAGUUGCGCACCGUGAAAAGUGAGCAUGAGGCUUUCAAGUUCACGGCUGAGCUGGAGGACAGUCACCUUGAGAGAGGCGUCCGCCCUUGGCACUGCCAGAGGUGCUUUGCACAUUAUGAUGUCCAAAGCAUUUUGUUUAACAUCAAUGAGGCCAUGGCCAUACGGGCCAAUGUGGGCAAGAGGAAAAACACCACCACGGGGGCUUCAGCCGCAUCUCAGACCCCGCUACCGACGGGCCAGCCAGGUGCCUGCGAGUCCCCACUAGGCAGCAAAGAGGACCUUAACUCCAAGGAGAGCCUGGAUGCUGACGAGGGGGAUGGCAAGAGUAGCGAGCUGGUGCUGAGCUGUCCCUACUUCAGGAAUGAGACUGGCGGCGAGGGCGACCGGAGGAUCGCGCUCACCAGGGCCAGCUCGUCAGCUUUCAGCUCUGGGGAGAGCUGCUCUUUCGAGGCCUCACUCAGUUCUCACUGCACCAACGCAGGCGUCUCGGUGCUGGAGGUGCCGCGGGAGAACCAGCCAGUGCACCGUGAGAAGGUGAAGCGGUACAUCAUCGAGCACAUCGACCUGGGGGCCUACUACUACCGCAAGUUCUUCUAUGGCAAAGAACACCAGAACUACUUUGGCAUAGAUGAAAACCUCGGCCCUGUGGCAGUCAGCAUCCGGAGAGAGAAAGUGGAAGAUGCAAAGGAGAAAGAAGGCUCUCAGUUCAACUACCGUGUGGCUUUCCGCACCAGCGAGCUGACCACCCUGAGAGGCGCCAUCCUAGAAGAUGCCAUCCCGUCCACCGCUCGGCAUGGCACUGCCCGAGGACUGCCUCUGAAGGAAAUCCUGGAGUACGUCAUCCCAGAGCUCAGCAUCCCGUGCCUGAGGCAGGCUUCCAGCUCACCCAAGGUCUCAGAGCAGCUCCUCAAGCUUGAUGAGCAAGGGCUCAGCUUUCAGCACAAGGUUGGGAUCCUUUACUGCAAAGCAGGCCAGAGUACAGAGGAAGAGAUGUACAACAACGAGACGGCGGGGCCGGCCUUUGAGGAGUUCCUCGAUCUGCUGGGCCAGCGAGUGAGGCUGAAAGGAUUUAGUAAAUAUCGAGCCCAGCUCGACAAUAAAACGGACUCGACCGGAACGCACUCCCUCUACACCACGUACAAGGAUUACGAGCUCAUGUUCCACGUCUCCACUCUGCUGCCCUACAUGCCCAACAACCGACAGCAGCUCCUGAGGAAACGUCACAUAGGAAAUGACAUCGUCACCAUUGUCUUCCAAGAGCCCGGGGCACUUCCCUUCACUCCAAAAAGUAUCCGGUCUCAUUUUCAGCACGUCUUUGUCAUCGUCCGAGUGCACAGUCCCUGCACAGAGAACGUGUGCUACAGUGUUGGAGUUUCCAGAUCAAAAGACGUGCCACCAUUUGGUCCACCAAUUCCCAAAGGCGUCACUUUUCCAAAGUCAGCAGUGUUCCGGGACUUCCUCUUAGCCAAAGUGAUCAAUGCAGAAAACGCAGCCCAUAAAUCAGAAAAAUUCCGGGCCAUGGCCACUCGAACGCGGCAAGAGUACUUGAAGGACCUGGCAGAGAACUUUGUCACCACAGCCACUGUGGAUACCUCUGUGAAGUUCAGUUUUAUUACACUGGGCGCAAAGAAGAAGGAAAAAGUGAAGCCAAGGAAGGAUGCACACUUAUUUAGUGUUGGUGCAAUCAUGUGGCAUAUCAUUGCGAGGGACUUUGGCCAGGCUGCUGACAUUGACUGCCUCCUUGGGAUUUCCAAUGAAUUUAUAAUGUUGAUUGAGAAGGAUUCCAAGAAUGUUGUGUUUAACUGCUCCUGCAGGGAUGUUAUUGGGUGGACUUCUGGAUUAAUGAGCAUCAAGGUGUUUUACGAAAGAGGAGAGUGUAUCCUUCUGUCUGCAGUGGAUAACUGUGCUGACGAUGUGAGGGAAAUUGUUCAGAGAUUAGGAAUAGUGACACGAGGCUGUGAGACGGUGGAGAUGACCCUGCGGAGGAAUGGACUGGGCCAGCUCGGUUUCCACGUGAACUUUGAGGGGAUCGUUGCCGACGUGGAGCCGUUUGGCUUUGCCUGGAAGGCUGGUCUUCGCCAGGGAAGCCGCCUGGUGGAGAUCUGCAAAGUGGCUGUGGCCACACUGAGCCACGAGCAGAUGAUUGACCUCCUCCGCACCUCUGUGACCGUCAAGGUGGUCAUCAUCCAGCCCCACGAUGACGGCUCACCUCGAAGAGGGUGCUCCGAGCUCUGCCGUAUCCCCAUGGUGGAGUACAAGCUGGACAGCGAGGGCACGCCGUGUGAGUACAAGACGCCCUUCCGGAGGAACACCACCUGGCACCGGGUGCCCACCCCCGCGGCCGUGCAAUCCCUGCCGCGUGCCUCGCCGGUGCCCGGGACGCCUGACCGGCUGCAGUGCCAGCCGCUCCUCCAGCAGGCCCCGGCCGUCCCGCGCAGCGCCUCCUUCGACCGCAAGCUGCCCGAUGGCACCAGAAGUUCGCCCAGCAACCAGUCCUCGUCCAGCGACCCAGGGCCCGGCGCCGGCGGUGGCCACUGGAGACAGCAGAUGGCCUAUGACGGCUGUCAGUCUCCGCUGCUGCUUGACCCCCAGGGCUCAGGCCCUCUGGAGUGUGAAGGUGCCAGGGACCGGGAGGAGCUCCUGGAAGGAAGCAGGCAUGCUGAAACUAAAUGGCAUGGCCCCCCGUGCAAAGUUCUGAGUUCCUAUAAAGAAAGAGCCCUGCACAAAGAUGGAAGCUGCAAAGAUUCUCCCAAUAAGCUUUCUCAUAUAGGAGACAAGAGCUGCUCCAGUCACUCGAGCAGCAACACGCUGUCUAGUAACACCUCGAGCAACAGCGACGACAAGCACUUCGGCUCUGGAGACCUGAUGGACCCAGAGCUGCUGGGCUUGACCUAUGUCAAAGGGGCCUCGACAGACAGUGGCAUCGACACCGCGCCCUGCGUGCCCACAUCCCUGCUAGGGCCCCUGCACCUGACGGGCAGCAGGUCCAUGAUCCACGGCCGCGAGCAGUGGGCCGACCCCACGGACGUCACAGGACCUGAUGGCGAGCCAGUGAAGCUGUAUGCAGUUCACAGCUACUCCUCCGCCCUCUCCAUCAGCCACACUGCCGAGGGCAGCCUGGGCGACCUCAGUGAGGUGUCCUCCCAUUCCAGUGGUUCACACCAUUCAGGAAGCCCUUCAGCUCACUGCUCCAAAAACAGCGGGUCUCUGGACACCUCCAAAGUUUACAUUGUGUCCCACAGUGGCAGCCAGCAGGCCCCCAACUCAGGGUCCAAGCCCUACCACCGGCACGGUGCUGUGAGCAAGUAUGUCAUCGGUUGGAAGAAGUCCGAGGGCAGCCCGCCACCCGACGGGCCUGAGGGGACCCAGGGGACCGCGUGCACGGGAAUGUACAGUGAGAUAGACGCCAUGUCGACAGCUGGUCAGCUCCAGACGGUGGUAGGGGAUGCCGUGUCCGAAACUCCACAUGUUCUGUCAAAAGAAGACUUUCUGAAGCUGAUGCUUCCUGACAGCCCCUUAGUGGAGGAGGGGAGAAGGAAGUUUGCCUUCUACGGAAACCUGUCUCCCAGAAGGUCACUGUAUCGCACGCUGUCGGAUGAAAGCAUCUGCAGUAAUCGGAGAGGGUCCUCCUUCGCCAGUUCCCGCAGCUCCAUACUGGACCAAGCCCUGCCCAACGACAUUCUCUUCAGCACCACGCCACCCUACCACAGCACGUUGCCUCCCCGCACCCAGCCUGCGCCCAGCAUGGGGGGCCUGAGAAAUGAGUUCUGGUUCUCCGAUGGGUCUCUGUCAGACAAGUCCAAGUGCACAGACCCUGGCCUGAUGCCCCUCCCAGACACAGCCACCGGGCUGGACUGGCCCCACCUCGUGGAUGCCGCCCGGGCGUUUGAAGGUCUUGAUUCAGAUGAAGAACGUGGGCUCCUCUGUCACGACUCGUGCUAUCUAGACCAGAGAGUGGCCUCCUUCUGCACACUGACGGAGAUGCAACACCUGCAAGACCUGGAAAGGGCCCAGGAACUGCCCUUGUGCGUGGACCACAGCAAUGGGAAGGCUUUCCUGGACACCACUGGGGAAGGGACUCCGUCAACCCUGACCGGCAAAGUCAACCAGCUGGAGUUAAUUCUCCGACAACUGCAGACUGACCUUCGGAAGGAAAAGCAAGACAAGGCAGUCCUUCAGGCCGAGGUCCAGCAUUUGCGACAAGACAACAUGCGGCUGCAGGAGGAGUCGCAGACGGCCACUGCCCAGCUGCGCAAGUUCACAGAAUGGUUCUUCAACACCAUUGACAAGAAGUCCUAA